UGGGUCGUUCGUUCGUCGGCCAUCUUACUUACCAUAUCACACACAUUCAUGGCUUCUCGUUGUGUUGUUCAGUAAAUUCUUGAACGAAAAAUUGGAAAUCGCGCGGUUCCUUUGACAUCUUUUGAUUAUUUUUGACGAAAAGUACAUUAAGUUUUUCGAUAUGAUCAAUGAAGCAGAUUUAAAUAUUCUAGUGUCUAAUGUCGUGAGUGAAAAUCGUUACAAACAUUGCAGGUUAUGUUUGAAAGAUCUUGAGGAAAAUUAUGUGAAAAUAGAAGACUGCGUCUCUUGUGACGAUCAAACUGUAUUUCAGCCCCUGGCUGAAAUUUUAUGCAACUUGGUUGGCAAUGAGAUGUCUGAAGACAUACCCGGCGUAGACGGUGUCUGUGCUGAAUGUGUCGAAAAAACCGUAGAAUGCCACAAAUUCAUUGAAAAAUGUAAAAGGACGACCGAACUGAUAUAUAAAAUUUUUAAUAACCUCUCUGAAGCUUUGGAUAUUAAAAUCGAGCUCAGUAACAAAGACCAGCGGUUGUACGUUGUCGUCGGCGAAAACGAGUCUAAAGUUGUCUUGUUAGAUAAAGAGGAACCCAAAAAGUUUGCUACCAAUAUCAAAGAACUAGUUUACACCUGUGAAACAUGUAACACUAACAUUGACAACAUCCAGGACUACAAAGCUCAUUCCUUAGUAUGUCAUGACACUAUAAUACAAUCCUGUGAUGUAUGCAACCUGACAUUUACUAGUGAAACUGCUUUAGAGGAGCACAUGAAGACAGGCCAUGGCUAUAAAUGCCCCGAGUGUGACCAAUAUGAAAGUACUGAAGAAAGUCUGGAGCAACAUUGUAAUAAGCAGCACACAGAAUACGUCUGCAAAGAGUGUGGAAAAUCAUACCAAGGAUUAGACAAAUUACAGGCUCAUGAAGAGAAACAUAACACUAAGAGUCAAUGUCCUAAAUGUGGGAAAACUUACCUGACAAAGGAUUUCUAUUUGAAACAUGUAAAAUUGUGUCUUUCUGAUCAAAUUGAUCGGCAUCCAUUUAGGGGCAAGAUUCAGAAGACAUAUUUCUGUGAGAAAUGUGGGAAGGGAUAUAGUACAACUGGAGGACUGAGGGUUCAUGAAAGAUUUGUUCAUGGGAAUGCUAAACCUCAUGUUUGUGAGCAUUGUGGGAAGAAAUUCACAGCUCCAAGUUACCUUAAGAUACACAUGGUGAAGCAUACAGGAGAGAAGAAGUUUAAAUGUAGCAUUUGUAAUAACAAUUUUGUUUCUAAAGAAGCUCUGUUGUAUCACACUAGAAGACACACUGGGGAAAAGCCAUAUUCUUGCAAACUAUGCAAUGAGAGGUUUGUGAAUGCAUCUGCUAGAGCGGAGCAUAUUAAGUUCAAGCAUUCCGGCCCUUCGCUGACUUGUGAGAUUUGUGACCGGAAGUUCUUUACAGCCAACUUCUUAAAACAACAUAUAAGCCGCCAUCAUGACCCAUCUAGCAAAUUGUACUCUGGAAGGAGCAUGAUACCUCCUAAUAUGCCUGGAGAACAAAAUAUGAGGAUUAAAGUUGAAAUCAUGUGAUUAAAGGAAAAUUACUUACAAUUUAAAUGGAAUUGGUAGUCAUACCAGACCUUAUACUUGUGUAUGUGUUUUAUUGUAAAUAAAUAUUUUUAUUAAAA
This is a messenger RNA of Pectinophora gossypiella (pink bollworm), 1656 nucleotides long. RefSeq names its product zinc finger protein 664-like. Gene Ontology annotation, cellular component: nucleus. Gene Ontology annotation, molecular function: zinc ion binding. The transcript has 2 exons. Bases 161 to 1558 code for a protein of 465 amino acids. The record is from RefSeq and is a predicted model, not a curated record. NCBI's taxonomy places the organism in Eukaryota, Metazoa, Arthropoda, Insecta, Lepidoptera, Gelechiidae.